AAUCUUCUUUCUCUAUCUCCAAUGGAAUCACACACUACUGAACCAAGCAACCACGAGGCCGAGACAGAACCAACAGAGUUCGAGAAGAAUCAGAAACGGUACAAAGACCUAAUCGCUACCUUUCCUCACACGAAAGGCUGGAGACCGAAAGGUUCGUUGAUAGAGUACCAUGGUUUCUGGUUCGUACAGCCGCUCUUAGAAGGUUGCCUUCACGAGCAAGAGUUCUUCCAAGCAAGACCCAUUGACUUCCUCAUUUGUAGCUCCGCAAAGACAGGUACCACUUGGCUCAAGGCUCUAACUUUCGCCAUCGUCAAUCGAACUUGCUUCGACGAUUCCUCAAACCCUCUCCUAAAACGUAACCCUCACGAGCUUGUUCCUUUCAUUGAGAACGAAUUUGCUUUCUUCCCUCAAGUUGAUGUUAUCAAAGACAAAGGAAACACUCUGUUUUCGACUCAUAUCCCGCACGGGUUAUUACCAAAAUCUAUAGCGAACUCCGGUUGUAAGAUGGUUUACAUUUGGAGAGACCCAAAGGACACUUUCAUCUCCAUGUGGACUUUCUUCCAAAAGCAAAGGUCAGACAUUGGCCCUCUCAAUAGUCUUGAAGAGUCUUUUGAUAUGUUUUGUCGAGGUACUUCUGUGUACGGUCCUUAUCUAGAUCAUGUCAUGGGGUAUUGGAAAGCUUACCAAGAGAAUCCAAAUCAGAUAUUGUUCCUCAAGUACGAGACAAUGAGAGCUGAUCCUUUACCGUAUGUGAAGAGAUUGGCUCAUUUUAUGGGUUACGGAUUCACAGCUGAGGAAGAGAAGAAAGGUGUUGUUGAGAAAGUUGUGAAUCUUUGCAGUUUCGAGACGUUAAAGAAUCUUGAAGUGAACGAAGGAGAGAAAAUCAGAGAGGACAUUCCUUCGGUUCAUUGGCCGAAUAGCGCGUAUUUCAGGAAGGGAAUGGUUGGAGAUUGGCACAACUACCUGACUCCGGAGAUGGCAGCUCGAAUCGAUGGACUGAUGCAUGAGAAAUUUAAGGGCUCUGGUUUGCUUGAACAUGAUAUAGAUGACUGAUCAUUAUAUGCUUCUUUUUCUAAGUUUGAUUCUAUGUGUGUUAUGUUAUAUAUUGGCGAGAAUAAAUCUUGUAUCUGUUUUGUCUUAAUGUACUGUUUCUAUAAACAAAGGAAUUGGUU
Molecule: messenger RNA, 1172 nt
Organism: Arabidopsis arenosa
Lineage: Eukaryota; Viridiplantae; Streptophyta; Magnoliopsida; Brassicales; Brassicaceae
Source: the annotation of a GenBank genome assembly